GAACGGGCGGCUGUGGCAGCCAUCUUAGAUUCGCCGAGCUCUUCGGCAGCGCAUUCCUGGGAUUUCUGUAUACGAUUUAUUUUAUUUUUUAUUUAUUUUAUUAUUAUUGUUUUUAUUAUUUGCACAUUCCUUCAGAUACACUGUUAUUUAUUGCAUGACGAGGGGCCAAUUCAGAAGAGAACGCCAAACAAAAAGGAUGCAUUUACUGAAAUAUAUAGAGUGGGUUUGUCUGUGGAGUCUAUUCUGCGGGAUUCAAGCAGCUAAAGUUAACAAACACAAGCCAUGGAUUGAAACAACAUAUCAUGGAAUAAUUACAGAAAAUGAUAACAAGGUGCUUCUAGAUCCGCCUUUAAUUGCAUUGGAUAAAGAUGCUCCUCUUCAGCAUGCGGAGAGUUUUGAGGUGACUUUUACCAAAGAAGGUGAAAUCUGUGGAUUUAGGAUUCAUGGGCAAAAUGUUCCAUUUGAAGCCAUGGUGCUGGACAAAACAACUGGCGAGGGAGUCAUUCGCUCCAAGGAAAAGCUUGACUGUGAGCUGCAAAAGGAGCACACAUUCACAAUACAGGCAUAUGAUUGUGGAGAGGGUCCAGACGGUGCCAACAUGAAGAAAUCCCACAAAGCAACUGUCCAUAUUCAAGUGAAUGAUGUGAAUGAAUACUCUCCUGUAUUCAAAGAAAAGUCAUACAAAGCAACUGUCAUAGAGGGGAAAAAGUAUGACAACAUCCUUAAAGUGGAAGCUGUUGAUGCAGACUGCUCCUUCCAGUUCAGCCAGAUUUGCAGCUAUGAAAUUGUAACUCCAGAUGUGCCUUUCACCAUUGAUAAAGAUGGAUAUAUUAGAAACACAGAGAAACUUAACUACAGCAAAGAACGCCAGUAUAAGCUAACAGUUACAGCAUAUGAUUGUGGAAAGAAGCGUGCUGUGGAUGAUGUUCUUGUUAAAAUAAACAUAAAACCUACAUGUAAACCUGGCUGGCAAGGGUGGAAUAAAAGAAUGGAAUAUGAGCCUGGAACAGGAAGUUUGGCUUUGUUCCCUGGCAUGCAUUUAGAAACCUGCGAAGAGCCAAUUACUUCAAUUGAGGCAAAUAUUGAACUAGAAACCAAUCAUAUCGGCAAGGGCUGUGACAGAGAUACAUACUCUGAAAAGUCUCUUCAUAGAUUAUGUGGUGUAUCUUCAGGGACAGUGGAAUUACUUCCAGCUCCCAGCAGCACAGUUAACUGGACUGCAGGCCUUCCUACUGACAAUGGUCAUGAUAGUGACCAGGUGUUUGAAUUCAAUGGUACACAAGCUAUCAAGAUUCCUGAAGGUGUUGUUACAACCAACAUGAAAGAACCUUUCACAAUCUCUGUGUGGAUGAGACAUGGUCCUGGUGCCAGAGAGAAAGAGCACAUCCUGUGUAACUCUGAUAAGACAGAUAUGAAUCGCCAUCAUUAUGCAGUCUAUGUACACAACUGCAGAUUUGUAUUUCUGUUCCGUCAAGAUCCUUCAGUCAGUGAGAUCUACAAACCUGCUGAAUUCCAUUGGAAACUUGAUCAGGCAUGUGACAAAGAGUGGCACCACUAUGUCCUUAGCAUUGAUUUUCCCACUGUGGCACUCUAUGUAGAUGGAGUGUCAUAUGAUCCAUUCCAGGUGACUGAAGAUUAUCCACUGCAUCCUUCUAAGAUUGAAACACAGCUAGUGGUUGGUGCAUGCUGGCAAGACAAUGCAGAACAUGAGAAUGAAAAUGACACCAAUCCCGAGAUGUUCGCAGGUGGAAACCUGCGUAUGGCUCAGUUCUUUCAUGGUAACUUAGCAGGUUUAAUGAUUCGAUCGGGUAAACUGGAGAACAAGAAAGUAAUUGAUUGCCUGUAUACCUGCAAAGAGGGGCUGGAUAUUCAGCUUCCUGAAGAGCUUGGCAGCAGCAUUAAGGUUCACUUUAAUCCAAACCAGUCCCUGUUGGUAAUGGAGGGAGAUGACAUUGAGAGCUUUGAUAAAGCAAUGCAACAUGUGUCUUAUUUGAAUUCACGUCAGUUUCCAACCCCUGGAAUCAGAAGGCUUAAAGUCACAACAGCUGUCAAGUGUUUUAAUGAGGAGACCUGCAUCUCUGUCCCAAAUGUAGAAGGCUACAUCAUGGUUUUGCAGCCAGAGGAACCCAAGAUUAGCCUAAGUGGCAUUGAUCACUUUGCAAGGGCAGCUUCAGAAUUUGAGAGUAAAGAGGGUGUAAAGCUGUUUCCAGAGCUCAGGAUUGUUAGCACAAUCUCUCGUGAGGUGGAGCCAGAAGGGGAAGGAGAAGAUGAUCCAACAGUCCAAGAGUCCAUUGUCUCCGAAGAGAUUUUGCAUAAUCUUGACAUGUGUGAGGUGACAGUUUUGGGGGAUGAGCUGAAUACUGAACAGGAGAGCCUGGACAUUGACCUUUCUUUGAUUCAUCAAAAAGGAAUGGAGAUGAGCACAUCAAACCUUGGAAUGAUUAUUACUGGGGUGGAUACUAUGGCAAAUUAUGAGCAGGUUCUCCACCAGGUCCGCUAUCGACACUGGCAUGCAGAAUCCCUCUUUGACAGGAAGUUCAAGAUGGUCUGUUCUGAACUUAAUGGUCGAUACAUCAGUAAUGAGUUCAAGGUUGAGGUAAAUGUUAUUCACACAGCUAAUCCAGUCGACCAUGCUAACAAUGCGAUGGCACAGCCACAGUUUGUCAAUCGAAUGCACCAUGCGGAUUUGCCUGGGCAUAAUUUAGCAAAACCUCAUCCAGCUUUGGUUGUUCCAAGUGCUGCCACGAUUGUAAUUGUGGUUUGUGUCAGCUUCCUGGUGUUUAUGAUUAUUUUGGGAGUUUUCCGAAUCCGUGCUGCACAUCAGAGGAGUAUGAGGGACCAUGAGAAUGGCAAAGAAAAUGAAAUGGACUGGGAUGACUCUGCUUUAACCAUCACAGUCAACCCCAUGGAGACCUAUGAAGACCAACACAGCAGUGAAGAUGAGGAAGAAGAAGCAGAGGAAAGUGAAGACGGAGAAGAAGAUGACAUUACCAGCGCCGAGUCUGAAAGUAGUGAGGAGGAGGAUGGUGAGCAGGAGGAAGGACAGAACGUUAUCAGGCAGCAGCAGUUGGAAUGGGACGACUCGACUCUGAGUUACUGAGUCCACACACGGCCAGCCAGAGGUGUGUGUGUGUGUGUGUGUGCUCUGCUUUUAAAGACUCCACUGUAUCCACUCCAUAGCUCCUAAGGACUCGUGGUGUAAAACCAAAAAAGCAAACCGAAAACUGAGUACAGAGUUGUUCCUUGUGGUGGCCGGUGUUGCUGCUGUAGUUUGUUAUCCAGUGUCAGAAUUAUUAUUAUUAUUAUUAUUUGGAUUUCAUUUAGAAAGGAUUCUUAUAGGCCCUGGCUGACUUGCGUUUUUUCUUUUUACACCAUGAUAAGGGGACGCCUUGCACUUUUUUUCCUUCAAGUCAUCUCAGCUGUUGAGACUUUAAAAGAAAAAACAAAUCGGUAGACGUUGCACAUGAAUUUACAAAGAUCCUUUUUGCUAAAAACAAGCAAGCAAACAAACAAAAGCAACUGUGUCCGUGUGACUAGAGAGGGGGACGCGGUGACCGAGAGGCAAAUUGGGACGCAUUUGAACGGGAGUUUUUCUUUCUCAUUUUUUAUUGCAUGAGAAGCGGCAAAAAGGUUAUGUAGAGGAGUAAAUUACUUUAAUAUUUUGUAAAUAUAAUGAAAUCCUGUAAUUAGUCAUUGUGAUAGUGAAGAUGAGGGAUUAGACAUUUGGGGUCCAAUAUAUAAAUGGGGAUUUUUAUUUUUUCCUUCACAUAAGCAGUGUGUACCGUAGUAUGUCGUCACCAUGACUAUAGCAUGCUCCAAAAUUUGCAAAUAAAGUAAGUACUACUAUUAUGCUUGUUAAAAAAAAAUAAAGAAAAACCUGCAUCAGGAAAAAGAAACCCAUGACAGCCACAGAGGUUUCUUGCAGAAAUUGUCGUAGGUUUUGGAAACAAGUGACUCUACUUGUUCAGGGUCUAGUUAAAAAUAAAUAAAUAAAAGUUAUUUAAACCGUCGGGCACACUGGCUUAGGGUCUGCUCGGGUAUAAAUUAUGAAAUUGUAACGGCUUUAAAUGGUUUGAAGCCACAGUUCCGUAUGUAUGGACACGUGUGUGUUUGUGGGCCCAGAUGCCAUUGCUAAAGUUUUAGUCGGCCAGUCCUUGUACAGGUGGGCGGCUGGCUGGGCGGGCGGGUGGGCGAUGGCUGACUGGCAUCCUUGCGUUGGAAUAUUGAAUUCUGAAAAUUUCCGCGGCUUUCUUGAGCUCUUUUGUUCCAAACUUUUCCUUUUUCUUAAGUCCAGUGUUAGUCGUGUAGGAAGACAUUAUUGGCGUGCAUCUUCGUGGCCGUCUCGAACCAUAAUGGGUGUGAAGUGGGGUGGGCUUGGGUGGGGAGGGGGGGGGGCGCGCGCGGAGUUCGGCAUUCAUUUCCAAUAACUAUAAAUAGCUUCUUGUACAUUGAACUGUACCGUAGUUGUUUUUGAACAAUUUGUUUACAUUUGGUAAACAUGGUUUCCUUCUGGUAAAAUUAUAUAGAGUAUAAAAAUUAUACAAAAGAAAAUUGGGACGUAUGCAGACUGUGUUUAGGUUACCUUUUUUUUUUUUUUUCUUUUCAUUAUUAAGAAUUUCUGCCACUGUGUUUCUAAAUGUUUCUUACUGACCAGGAACUGGAUUUUACAUUUGACAUUUGUUAACGCUAACGCUAAAAAAACAAAACAAAAAGAAAAAAGCAGACAAAGCAAAAAGCUCAGCCUGCGCCUGUCAUUGUUGUCACGGGUGGGCGACGUGGGUUCACAUGCAAAGGUGCGCCAGGGUGGAGUUUGGUGCGGGUCUUGUUGGUUAUGAGGUUUAAAAAAAACAAAAUAAAGUACAUGUGGUUGGGCGUUUGGUGACAGUUUUUUUGGGGGGGGGGGGUUAGGGUAGGGAUGGUUCACUUAACGUUAGCCCCUCCUGUCUUCAGAAACCUCAUCUCCUGUUUUUGAAGACUUUCUCUUAUGUGGGUAUUUGAGAAGGUUCAGAGGGUCUUUGGUUGGUUUGAGGGAGUGCCUUUCAUGACUGGUUAACUGAAUUGUAACAAAAUGCAUCCAGCGCCGUUUUUAGUAGUGAUUUAUUAUUUUAUAACUUUUAAAUUGGAAGGUUUCUCAGCAUACUGGGAAAUUGUUUUAAUUACUACUUUUUUUUUUGGUUGUAAUAAAUUGCUAGUUUUAUCAAAAGUGACUUUUUGUCGGACAUAGAUGUGUUGUGUUCUUGUUGUGAAUACAGAUAAAGUCUCCAUAUACAGUAAUGACAUCUUGUAUAUUUAGUUUACAGAGAUCAUGACUGAAACGACGAUGCCGAAAGAAUUUUAACUUUACUGUGUGUAACCAAUGUGAGUAUAAACUUACAAAUGUGUAUAAGGUGAUAGGUCAGGUGGGACAGUCUCUUAAGCUCCAAUAAAUUUCCAGUUCUAAA
This is a messenger RNA of Erpetoichthys calabaricus (reedfish), 5441 nucleotides long. It is a transcript of the gene clstn1, whose product is annotated as calsyntenin 1. Lineage: Eukaryota; Metazoa; Chordata; Cladistia; Polypteriformes; Polypteridae. Gene Ontology annotation, cellular component: cell surface; postsynaptic membrane. The coding region runs from base 155 to 3100 and encodes 981 amino acids. The record is from RefSeq and is a predicted model, not a curated record. Gene Ontology annotation, biological process: positive regulation of synapse assembly; positive regulation of synaptic transmission; homophilic cell-cell adhesion. Gene Ontology annotation, molecular function: kinesin binding; X11-like protein binding; calcium ion binding. The transcript is spliced from 19 exons.